Messenger RNA from Helicoverpa armigera (cotton bollworm), 1917 nucleotides. Its product is annotated as ankyrin-2-like. The record is from RefSeq and is a predicted model, not a curated record. Lineage: Eukaryota; Metazoa; Arthropoda; Insecta; Lepidoptera; Noctuidae. Bases 1 to 1917 code for a protein of 638 amino acids. The transcript is spliced from 6 exons. Gene Ontology annotation, molecular function: protein binding.
AUGCUCGGUCGAUUCCGUCGCGCUGCGCAGAAAGUUGCGCGCGCGCCGCGUGACGUCAUCGACGAGGACGCAGACGCGGCGUAUGACGUAUCUCACUACUUCUGCGAUGACGUCGCCGAUCCCUGGAGGCAGAAUGAUGCUCUAGAACGCGAACGCCUGUCACAGCAUGCGGCACUGCGGGAGCUUGUGUCUCGCGGUGACUGCGCCCAGCUUAAAGCUCGGUUGAGCGCGCUCGGCAACCGCGCCGGCCUGAUAGCGAAUCUAACGCCUGGGGGAGCUAAUACUUUGCUUUAUGUCGCCUCAGAAGCCGGUCUCACCCAAGCGGUCUCCUCCCUCCUAGACGCCGGCGCUGACGGACGCGCUCACCCAGUCACCAAGUACUGCCCGCUAUACAUCGCCUGCUACCACGGCCACGCGGACAUCGCCAGGCUGCUGCUCGCCUCCUUCCCGCAAGCUGUGCAGGUCAGUAGACCACAGCGUGGUGCUGUGCCCAGCUGGAGAUUGUCAAGUUAUAGCUCGUGGUCUACCAAGUACUGCCCGCUAUACAUCGCCUGCUACCACGGCCACGCGGACAUCGCCAGGCUGCUGCUCGCCUCCUUCCCGCAAGCUGUGCAGGUCAGUAGACCACAGCGUGGUGCUGUGCCCAGCUGGAGAUUGUCAAGUUAUAGCUCGUGGUCUACCAAGUACUGCCCGCUAUACAUCGCCUGCUACCACGGCCACGCGGACAUCGCCAGGCUGCUGCUCGCCUCCUUCCCGCAAGCUGUGCAGGUCAGUAGACCACAGCGUGGUGCUGUGCCCAGCUGGAGAUUGUCAAGUUAUAGCUCGUGGUCUACCAAGUACUGCCCGCUAUACAUCGCCUGCUACCACGGACACGCGGACAUCGCCAGGCUGCUGCUCGCCUCCUUCCCGCAAGCUGUGCAGGUCAGUAGACCACAGCGUGGUGCUGUGCCCAGCUGGAGAUUGUCAAGUUAUAGCUCGUGGUCUACCAAGUACUGCCCGCUAUACAUCGCCUGCUACCACGGCCACGCGGACAUCGCCAGGCUGCUGCUCGCCUCCUUCCCGCAAGCUGUGCAGGUCAGUAGACCACAGCGUGGUGCUGUGCCCAGCUGGAGAUUGUCAAGUUAUAGCUCGUGGUCUACCAAGUACUGCCCGCUAUACAUCGCCUGCUACCACGGCCACGCGGACAUCGCCAGGCUGCUGCUCGCCUCCUUCCCGCAAGCUGUGCAGGUCAGUAGACCACAGCGUGGUGCUGUGCCCAGCUGGAGAUUGUCAAGUUAUAGCUCGUGGUCUACCAAGUACUGCCCGCUAUACAUCGCCUGCUACCACGGCCACGCGGACAUCGCCAGGCUGCUGCUCGCCUCCUUCCCGCAAGCUGUGCAGGUCAGUAGACCACAGCGUGGUGCUGUGCCCAGCUGGAGAUUGUCAAGUUAUAGCUCGUGGUCUACCAAGUACUGCCCGCUAUACAUCGCCUGCUACCACGGCCACGCGGACAUCGCCAGGCUGCUGCUCGCCUCCUUCCCGCAAGCUGUGCAGCAAGAGACGGUAGAGAAAUGGCUGCCUCUCCAUGCGGCGUGUAUCGGCGGUCACGCGGCGAUGGUCACCUUGCUACUGGAAUACCCGUACCCUGAUAGCGUGCUCACUACUUAUACCGACGCUACGGGACAGUGGCAGUACUCGGCGGCGUUCGACGUGAACGCGCGUGACGUCAGCGGUCAGACCGCGCUGUACGUCGCCUGCACUCUUGGCAACUUGCAGCGUUCACACGCGUUCUAUAAUAUACUCGACGCUACGGGACAGUGGCAGUACUCGGCGGCGUUCGACGUGAACGCGCGAGACGUCAGCGGUCAGUCCGCGGUGUACGUCGCGUGCACUCUUGACAACUUGCAGCGUUCACACGCGUUCUAUAAUAUACUGUAG